Messenger RNA from Dreissena polymorpha, 1432 nucleotides. Its product is annotated as thiosulfate sulfurtransferase-like. Gene Ontology annotation, molecular function: thiosulfate-cyanide sulfurtransferase activity. The coding region runs from base 269 to 1171 and encodes 300 amino acids. Gene Ontology annotation, cellular component: mitochondrion. Gene Ontology annotation, biological process: transsulfuration. The transcript has 8 exons. NCBI's taxonomy places the organism in Eukaryota, Metazoa, Mollusca, Bivalvia, Myida, Dreissenidae. The record is from RefSeq and is a predicted model, not a curated record.
UAUUGAAUGAUGAAAUUUGCUUACUGUGAAUAUAUACUAGAACAUGCAUACGUUUCCGCUUUAACGUAGGACUUGGAUGUUAAUGUAUAGUUGACUCUGAUGUGUUUUUGCAUCUGCUUAUUGUGCUUAUAUAUGCAUACGUUACCGUUUUUACGUAGGACCAGGGUGUCAUUUGUAUUGUCAACUCUGCUGUUUAUAUUUAACAACGUAUACGCACAAACCUGUAGUAAAACAGCUCAAGGAUUAACUACUACCGAGGUAAACGCUGAUGAUGACGGUCAUAUCAAAGGUGAGUACACUGGUGACCACCCAGUGGCUACGUAAGCAGAUCGGGUCCAGCAACACGGCGACCCGAGCUUUACGUAUCCUGGACACGUCUUUCGUGAGGGACAAACAGGUGGAUACGUAUACCAUGGCGUACCUAGAGGGUCACAUUCCCCAGGCCCUGUUCUUCGACCUUCACAAGUGUGUUGAGAGCACCCCGAGCAUCCCACGAAACCUGCCUGACCCCUCCUGCUUCACGAGCUACGUACGGAAGCUUGGCAUUUGGCCGGACACCCACGUGGUCGCUUACGACAGGUUCGGGCCCGCGUCCGCCUACAGGACCUGGUGGCUCUUCCGGCUGUACGGCCAUACGAACAUAUCUGUGCUGGACGGUGGUUACCGGAAGUGGGUAGCAGACGGGUACGACACCACCAAGGAGGAGCCGGAAGUCGAGCCGUCCAUGUUCAUUCCACAACUGGACCGAUUCCUGGUGCGAACCUUCGACGACAUGGCGGAGAAUCUCAGGACGUGUAGGGAGCAGGUUGUGGACGCUAGGGGGGCCACGGACCGCGCUGUCGUGGACACGGAGUCUGGUGGCGGGAAGAUACCGGGGUCCAGGCACGUGAGCUUCGAGGAGCUGUUUAACGAGGAUGGGACGAUGAAGACGGAAGAGCAGCUGAAAUCAAUGUUUGACGAUGCAGGUUUGAAUCUCCAGCGCCCACUGGUGGCCACUUGUAACACGGGCAUGACGGCGUGCGGGGUGGCGGCGGCCGCACACAUCCUUGGCAGGGAUAUACCCGUGUACUAUGGCUCUUGGACGGAAUGGCGUCAACGCGCGAGGGAGGAGCAUACGUAUAGCGGGUGUACGGAGCAACAAGAUGUCUUAAAGAACGGCCUCGGAUUAUAGUCUUAAUAUACAUAUAGUGACUUGGUUUGCUGAUGGUGUUCUCAGAACCUAAUUUAAGUUGAAAUCAACUAUGCAUUAGUGCCGUUUGUUGCUGUAGUGGUUGAGUGCGUCCUGAAGUCCUGAGUAAGUUUAGUCCUGAGCGUUUGGAAGCCGAACUUAAAGUGUUUGGAACAAAAUGUUUUUUUAGAAGUGUUGUCUGAAUAUAAUAAGAGACCAGUAUCCUGAUUUUGAGUGCCGUUGUUAUGGUUAUAUACGAAUCUC